AUGGGCCGUUUGGAGCUCGAGUCGAAGAUCGCACACGUCAUCAAGCCUGCCUCGAGGCAAGGCAUGCAGGUGAUUGUCAUGGUCGUGCUCGACCCCCGCGAUUCGACACAUUUUGUACACAGAGGCGGCCUCAACGUGGUGCUUGGUCCCUACAAGAGCUUUGAUGACUUUCGUGGCCUGAUCCCUGGCCCGGCCUCAGUGAUCUACGACCCCUUUGUUCCAGAAGACUUUCCCAUCAUCCACGGCUACCUGGAGGAACUCCGCAAGGAACCAGGUAAUCCUCGCAUGCGUGCCUUCUCCCACAUGCGCCAAUGGGAAGCUCUCAGUCGUUGUGCAGAGCUUCAAAAAGACGUGCAGCCAGAUUUGACAUUGAGAUUGCGGGAGGACACCUACCUCCUUCAAUCAAUACAUCCAGAUGCAGAGAAAGAGGGCGUUUAUGUGCCGCAGUGCCGGCCAUGUGGCGGCGUCAAUGACAAGGCUGCCUUUGCAGUGGGUGCAGACGUGGCCUACAGGUACUUGACUACACCGCUGAAGUUGAUGAGAACAGACUUCGACUUCAUUAGCAAACAUCACAAGGCACAUUCCAAAGGAGCAAUGGGACCAGAGGCAGUUCUGAUGGAAAGCCUGAUCAAAGCCAAGAUCAAGUCCUUCCCGUUGCCACCGGAGAGUUUGCCAAUGGCACCUGCCCGCCACGCCAAGUACGAGGACCAGUUCUACUACUGCUUCUAUCGCUCAGUGCAGGAAUGCAUUCCGGAGGCAACGCUGCGACAAUUGAAGGCCAAGAGCCCGAAGAUCAAUGGCGUAGCGAAUGAAAGCGUAGCAUGCACGCCGGUCUCUGCAUAA
Molecule: messenger RNA, 843 nt
Organism: Symbiodinium necroappetens
Lineage: Eukaryota; Dinophyceae; Suessiales; Symbiodiniaceae
Source: the annotation of a GenBank genome assembly